Molecule: messenger RNA, 1047 nt
Organism: Pseudogymnoascus verrucosus
Lineage: Eukaryota; Fungi; Ascomycota; Leotiomycetes; Thelebolales; Thelebolaceae
Exons: 3
Coding region: 289-879 (196 amino acids)
Source: RefSeq, a predicted model, not a curated record
GUGACGAACGCUGAGGUCCUCUAUACCUAUUUUAUCUUAAAAUUCGGUAUACAGUAAGACAGCAUGAUUCAGCUAGCAUGUAGGUUUCUUGGCUGUAACGCACACUGUUGCUAAGCCUCAACAAUCUUUGAUUAUAUAACUAGGCAUCGACUCGCCCGAGUCUCAUUGCCUCAAUUAUCAUUACAACCUCAACUCUCUUACUCUCUAUCCAACAACCCCAGAAGAGGCUACACAAGCUCCCCAGAGUCACGCUAAAUCAAUUAGAAAAUCCAUUCGGCAACUGCAACGAUGAAUUGGAUGAAAGGCUCAUUUCAAACCCGUCACAAAAUCAAGCUAUGGUGCCAUCUGGUGGCUCUCGCCCUUGCGGCAAUCGUUACUGGAAUUGCAGGCGGCCGCAUGAUACUUACCCAACAGCAGAUGAAGGCGGCAGCCGCUGCUAGUGGUGUUACUGGGAAUGGUGGUCGCCGGAGCAUGUCAGGGCAGAUUGCACUUAGCAUGGGAGCAAAGAGUCUUAUGUUCAUUACAUACCAGCUGGUCUCCGGACACACCAAGUUUUUGAAAGAGAGGUUAAAGGUGAACAUGAUUCUCAGCUGUAUAGAAGUUGUAGCCUGGCCGGCAGUUGUGGCAUUCACCGUUCAGGGGAUUAUAAAGAGAUGUGUAGGGACGACUUGUAUUUUGAGUUGGGUCUUAGUUCCCUUGGCUGUGGCCAUCAGUCUCGUGUCUACAAUUGGAGCUUACAUUGCCGUGGGCGACUGGUUGUAUCUUAGAGGAAAUGGCCCCAAGCCUAAAGCGGCCGCAGUUGAAGAGGUGGACAUGGAGUCUAUGGGCUCGCGUGGUCGACUUCACAACGAGGACAAUUAUCGACCAGGUAGACAUUGAUAAGAACUAUCAUGUCUAGAAGCUAGCCCUUUCAAGAGCCGGUGACAUGGCGCUGGCGUAAAGCUAGUGUAAAGCUGGUGUAGCUGAGGCAGAGGAUAUCUCUACUAGGGAUUAAUGGGGAAUACGGCGUUCCACACCCAAAAACGGGUGAUAUAGAACAUAUAGAAC